Molecule: messenger RNA, 1911 nt
Organism: Polypterus senegalus (gray bichir)
Lineage: Eukaryota; Metazoa; Chordata; Cladistia; Polypteriformes; Polypteridae
Gene: slc22a15
Product: solute carrier family 22 member 15
Exons: 13
Coding region: 111-1589 (492 amino acids)
Biological process (GO): transmembrane transport
Cellular component (GO): membrane
Molecular function (GO): transmembrane transporter activity
Source: RefSeq, a predicted model, not a curated record
GCGUGGCAAAUGUGUACGUCAUUCGUUCGUUAGCUUGGAACCCUAGGUAGCAGGACUUUGGCUACGUCCCGGUCCGAUGAAGCGUCUUCAGUGUUGGGCUGGCUUUAUAAAUGGAUCUAGAAGAGGCUUUUGCCUUAGUCGGAGAAUAUGGGAAGUACCAAAAGCGACUUACGGCACUAUUGAUUUCGGCACAGAUUUAUAUUGCAUGGCAGUCAAUGCUGAUAGUACUAGUAGGGGCAGUGCCAACUUAUGAUGCAGUGAAGUCAGACCUGCCAACAACUACAGAAGACUCGGCUAAGAAGGCUAUUCUUACUCAAGAUCUUAGCUCAAUUGUAACAGAGUGGCAUUUAAUGAAAAGUGAAGCAUAUAAAGUUAGAUUGGCUGGAUCUUUUUUUUUUGUGGGAGUUUUAAUUGGCAAUGUGCUGUUUGGACCCCUCGCUGACAAGAUUGGCCGUAGACCGGUAUUUCUAACAGGUUUUCUGUUUUAUAUAAUAUUUGGAUUUGUAACAGCAUUUGCUUCAAAUUAUGAAAUUUUUGCUGCUUCUCGGCUUUUGGCUGGCCUUAUGAAUGGAGGAAUGGCACUGGUUUCAUUUGUGCUUGUUCAAGAAUAUGUUGGCAAGUCAUAUUGGGCAUUAACAGGUACAAUGACUAAUAUGACAUUUGCCGUUGGGAUAGCUCUCUUUGGAGUCCUUGGAUAUUACAUACGUCAGUGGCGUACUCUAGCAGUAGCAGCCAAUUCCCCUGGAGCUGUGCUUUUCCUUUUUUGUUUAACCGCACCAGAGUCUCCAAGAUGGCUCUAUUCUCAAGGACUGUUGAAAGAAGCAGAGGAAGUGAUGAACUGCUUUGCAGCUGGGAAUGGAAAUGAAGGAUUGAGAGUGAAACUGAAAUCACCUACAGUGAAGUCAGGAGAUUUCAAUUAUGGAGUUCUGAAUCUAGUAAAGCACCCUGUUCUGCGCUGGCAGACUAUCAUUUUGAUGUAUGUGUGGUAUGUAUGCAGCUUAGUCUAUUAUGGAUUGACAAUGAAUGCAGGAGAGCUGAAAGGAAACAGAUACCUUAAUGUUUCACUUUAUGGACUUGUUGAACUCCCAUCAUACCCACUAUGCAUGUACUUCAUUAAUAAGCAGUGGGCUGGAAGAAGAAAGACCAGUUCUGUGUUUUUGAUUUUUGCGGGGUUCUCAUGUAUGGCAUCUCUUUUUUUACCAUAUAACUCAAGUUCUUGGUUAAAUGUUACUGCUCUAGCACUGCUUGGAAAAUUAGCCAUUAGUGCUGCAUUCAAUGUUAUAUAUAUCUACACUUCUGAGAUUUAUCCUACAGUAAUAAGGAAUGCUGGACUAGGAGUUUGUUCAAUGUCUUGCAGAUUUGGUGGAAUUCUAGCACCAUUUGUUCCUUCACUGAAAGUUCUUCAUGACACCAUGCCUUUCAUAGUGUUUGGUCUUGCUGGAAUCUCGGCUGGCUUUCUUGAUUUAUUUCUCCCUGAAACACUUAACAAACCAAUUACUGAAACCGUUUCUGAGGUGGAGCCUCUAACUUAUCAGCCACUAGAGGGAAAAGAGUCUGAGUUCCAGGUGAAGUUGACUGGAGACUAUUAAGGUCAAGAAUGAAGAUGUGGACAACUAAUUAGACAUUUAUGGAAGGGCAAAGACAGUAAUUGCUCAAAAGAAGAUGAGACGUGGAGACAGUGGAUACACUGAACACCAGUUUGUUUUAUCUUUGUGGUUAACGAUAUUCAGAACAUUCCAGCAAGCAUGAUGAAUGCUCCUUAUGGAUCAAUUGUAUUCAGUGAUUUUUUUUUUUUUAAAUUUUCAUCAUUAAUAAAUAUAAAAUCUGUAUAUACACAAGCAUUUAUUAGUUACAGUACAUGUAAUAUUAAUGAGAUGAUCUAAUUUUAUAAAUAAACUAUUUUUAUAGGAA